This is a messenger RNA of Zeugodacus cucurbitae (melon fly), 938 nucleotides long. RefSeq lists its product as uncharacterized. Bases 83 to 838 code for a protein of 251 amino acids. NCBI's taxonomy places the organism in Eukaryota, Metazoa, Arthropoda, Insecta, Diptera, Tephritidae. Gene Ontology annotation, molecular function: odorant binding. The transcript has 3 exons. The record is from RefSeq and is a predicted model, not a curated record.
GCAUAUAAAAGCUUUGCGAUCGCGAAUACAUUUGGCAGUAACGAUUUGUGAUCUCCGCGAGUUAAAAACAAGUUCCUCAACGAUGAAGUGUUUUGUGGGCUUACUUUUGUUGCUGGUGUUGUUGGGUGUGCAAGCCUAUGACUUCGAUGAUAGUGCUUUCAAUGAAUAUCUCUUCAAGGAGCUGCAGUCUCAUUACGAGGGAGAAGAGCUAUAUACACAUAGAACACGUCGUGAGGCCACUGAUGCCAAAGAGUGUGCGAAACGUAGCUGGAAGAAGGAUAUGCAGUGUUGUAAGAACGGCAAUGUGAACGGCGAUCAGUGGGAACUCUUCAAGAGUGUGAAGAAACAGUGCAUUGCCGAUUUGAAGGGUGAGCCAGCCGAUCAAGCCUACGAUCCCUUCGAUUGUGAGAAGAUGCAACAGGUUAAGGAACAAAUGAUUUGUAUUACCGAAUGCGUAGCUAAAAGGUUCAAAAGUCUCGAUGAAAACGGCGAUCUGCAACGUGAUGCUAUAUUAGAGGGUUUGCGUGGUCAAAUUGGUACGGUACAAUGGAAGCUCGACGCUAUAGAAGGUUAUGUGGACAAAUGUCUGGCUGAGGUGAAGGAGAAGCGCGAACAAAGACAAAAGACGGGCCAAUUAAAGGAGGGGUCUUGCAGUCGUUUGCCAAUAGCCUUCCAUAGUUGUAUGUGGCGUCAGUUCUGGAAUGGUUGCCCGGCGGAUUUACGCGUCGACUCGCCAAAGUGUAACAAAAUGCGCGAACGCGUGGCCGAUGGUGAUACGCGCUUCUUUGGCAAACACUUCCUCAACAAAUACUAUCCCAGUCCGCGCGAUGACGAUUAAAUUGUGCAUACACAUACAUAUAUAAGUCGGAACAAUAUGGUUUUAUUGAAAAUAUAUGAAUACAUUUAUUGGAAACAAUUAAAAAUCGCAAUGAAAACCA